CCAGUAUAAAACAAACACGAGGUAGAACAAUUCAAGGCAAGAAUAAUUAGUAAUGGACCAGAUUGUUAUGAGGAUGAGAGAGAAGCAUUUUAUGCUGUUUGUGUUAUUUCUUUGCUUAUUAUUACCAAUCUUUACCUCAUCAUCCCCAUCUCCACCCCAUUCUUACAACCCUACCCAAAACCCGGUCGCCAAGAAGCAUUUCGUGCUGGUUCACGGAGCCGGUCACGGGGCAUGGUGUUGGUACAAGGUGGCAACUCUGCUGAAACAGUCAGGCCACAACGUUACCACUCUGGACCUUGCAGCAUCUGGAAUCGACCCAACUCAGAUACAACAAGUUCGUUCUUUCGCGGUUUACGUUGAACCGUUGACGAAUUUCGUGGAGUCUCUCCCGCCAAAGGAGAGGGUUGUUCUGGUUGGCCACAGCUUGGGUGGAGUAGCCUUAUCUAUUACCAUGGAGAGGUUCCCUCAGAAAAUUUCUGUAGCAGUUUUUGCCACCGCUGCCAUGCCUGGUCCUGAUAUCAGUUUCUUGACUAUACUUCAAGAGUUUAGCAGUCAUUUGGAUUUUAUGGACUCUCAAUAUAGAUUUGAUGAUGGCGCCACCAAACCUGCAACCUCGGUACUCUUGGGGCCGAAGGUGCUAGCCUCAUCGUUCUACCAGCUAUCGCCACCAGAGGAUUUAACACUAGCGGUCACACUGGUGAGAUUUGCCCCUCUUAUUACAGAAGAACUGAAAUUCACAAAGCAUAGAUAUGGAUCGGUUCGUAAAGUAUACAUUUUGUGCGACCAAGACCAUGCAAUAAAGGUGGAUCUUGCAAUGUUGAUGAUCAACAAAAAUCCUCCGGAUGAAGUCAAAGUGAUAAAUGGUUCUGAUCACAUGGUCAUGCUCUCCAGACCAGUCGAGCUUUUCUCCAACAUCCUACAAAUUGCUGAGAAAUACUCCUAAAGGCUAGGAGAAAAAAGAAAAAGGAAGGAAAA
Messenger RNA from Rosa chinensis, 975 nucleotides. Its product is annotated as probable esterase PIR7A. The coding region runs from base 53 to 943 and encodes 296 amino acids. Gene Ontology annotation, molecular function: methyl jasmonate esterase activity; methyl salicylate esterase activity; methyl indole-3-acetate esterase activity. Gene Ontology annotation, biological process: salicylic acid metabolic process; jasmonic acid metabolic process. The record is from RefSeq and is a predicted model, not a curated record. Lineage: Eukaryota; Viridiplantae; Streptophyta; Magnoliopsida; Rosales; Rosaceae. The transcript has 3 exons.